Messenger RNA from Schizosaccharomyces octosporus yFS286, 1727 nucleotides. RefSeq lists its product as uncharacterized. The coding region runs from base 274 to 1092 and encodes 272 amino acids. The record is from RefSeq and is a predicted model, not a curated record. The transcript is spliced from 2 exons. NCBI's taxonomy places the organism in Eukaryota, Fungi, Ascomycota, Schizosaccharomycetes, Schizosaccharomycetales, Schizosaccharomycetaceae.
ACUGCAUCACUUAGAUGUCGAAUGGGUUGGAUGACAGCUUCACCUCUGCAAAGCUCUAGUCUUUGCCAUUGUGGGCUUAUUUUCUGGGUUUCAAGACUCUUUUUGUCAUUCCUACUUUAAUGUAUAAACCAAGUUGAUAUGGGAUCUUUUUGUUUUCGAAACUAUACGCUUUUUGGUCCUUUUAUUUUGUAAUCAAUAAUUUUCGCAGUAACUUAGUGAUCAAGCAAAGGUAAUUAAGAAACUCCUUUAGACAUAGUUAUUUUCAACAAAAAAAUGGAUGAAAAAGAAAGAGAAAGGCAUCAAAAAACUGUCGAACCAGCAAAAGUUGCUUGUUUGAGCUCUUCUACAAAUUCUGACAGCUACUUACCGAAAUACAGCGAAAUCCCGUAUUCUCAUGUUGACAAUAUGGAGAAAGGUUGUUUAUGUUUACAUUCCGAUCCAGAUCCAGUUCCACCAUACUCAAGAAGAAGACAUCAAAAAGCUUCUAUUGGCAUGGCGCAAGGAAAUGGUCCCUCGAAUUCUUUACGGGUCUGUAAGAAAAUACUGUGGUUGAUUUUCUUGCCGGCAAACAUUGCGAGAAUCCCAGAAGCACAACGCAGACAAGAGAAUGAAGCUCUUCGGCUUGGUUGGUGCCUUAUUGGUUCAAUUAUAUUGAACUUUUUCUUUUCUUACAAAUACCUUGUCCCCUUUAUAAAGGAAUCAAUGAAAGAAUAUGUAUUGUUAUGGUUUCAAAUUACUGUAGCAGCUGUUCUUGUCAUCGUGGCUUUCUACAUGUUCUUAUUUGUUUGUUCAUUGUCGGUGGAUUUUAUCGUUAUACUGAUUCCUCUAGUUCUUUCUGGAAUUACUAGCCUUUUUUCUGGGAUUAUUAGUGCUGUUACAAGUGCUCUAGGUUUCAGAAUGCCGUCGGAAAGAAACGAAUUGACGGAUGAUAGUCGUAUCCCACUAAACAGCAUGCCGUCCGAGCCUGAAUAUCAACUUAAUGGUUGUAGUGAUAAUACUUUGGAGCAACCGUCCUCUGAACAUGCUGAACAUUCUCCAGGGUUACGACGGGAACCGGGUCAGUCUAGGAAUGUGGAAAACAGUGGGAGUUGAUUGAUACGUAAAGUAAAGUUAUUUAUUAUAAUGCCCGGUCUUUUCGAUUGUUCUCCUUCAUGCUUAUGUUUGUGUUUAUGUUUCGAUUAUUUCGUCCCUGCAUAUUUAUUUUAAAAAUGCAUUUUGCAUGACGAAUUUCUGAAUGGCGUCCGUUUUCUUGACUUACUUGAUCUCUUCAACUUUGGAUAAGUAAGGAUGCUUAUUACUGGAUGAUAUAGUCAUUGUAUCUAUAUAGUUAGGUCCAAUUCUUGUUUUUAUUUAUUCGUUAGGUGCUUUAAUUUCUGAUUCUUGCUAUUCGUUUCAUAAGUCUAGGAGGACCUUUAGUUCUAAUCAUUGCAGUCUCCAACAUCAACUAGUAUUAUCAGCUUAAUUAAAGGACCAUGCCGAUCAAAAUGCCAGCCGUGUGCUUCAACAAAAAGAGCCACAAAAAGAAAUAAGCACAAAGAGGGAAAAGAAUUAAAUACGAAGCGGUAAAAAGCCUACAGCAUCCCGGAUUCCCAUGUUGUCUCCAACCAUAGUACUAACGAGACCCUCAGACGCUUAACUGCAGUGAUCGGACGGGAACUGGUGUUUUCGCCUAGGUGUGGCCGUAGACGCUGAUGAAGUUUCCAAAUGGUUACUAUAGCAUUUAAAGG